Molecule: messenger RNA, 1304 nt
Organism: Schistocerca cancellata (South American locust)
Lineage: Eukaryota; Metazoa; Arthropoda; Insecta; Orthoptera; Acrididae
Product: transcriptional repressor scratch 2-like
Exons: 7
Coding region: 1-1299 (432 amino acids)
Biological process (GO): regulation of DNA-templated transcription
Molecular function (GO): RNA polymerase II cis-regulatory region sequence-specific DNA binding; DNA-binding transcription factor activity, RNA polymerase II-specific
Source: RefSeq, a predicted model, not a curated record
AUGCCGCGCUGCUACAUGGUGAAGAAGGCGUGCAACAAGUACCAGGGGCAGCGCGACGCCAGCGGCGAGCCGCCGGGGCCCAACAGCCCCACCGAGGCGGCCGUAGCGCCCCCCAGCCCCCCGCCCACCAACAGCUUCCGGCCGCUCGAGACCGUCACCAGCCACAGCUACCUGCACGAGUUCAUGCCGGGCAGCCCCGAGGAGAACGCGGGCGGCUGCGAGUCCGGGCCGCCGCUGCGCCACCAGGAGGUGCUGACGCACGAUGGGGGGAUCCCCAUCUUCCGGAUGCGCAGCGCCGAGGAGACGGCGGCGGCGCACGACCUGCUGGAGCUGUCGCGCUCGCUGCCGCCGCUGCCCGCGCCCGGCGCCACCACCUGCUACAUCGUCGACCAGCCCACGCCCGAGCCCUCGCCCGCCGCCUACACCACCGUCUGGCAUGGAUGUGGCGCGCCACCACCGGACUGCUAUUACGAGCCGGUGCCGCAGCCGCCGCCGCCCCCGCCGCCCUCGCUGACGCCGCCCACGUCCGAGUACUCGUCCGACGCCGAGAACAACCCGCCCCCGCAGGUGCCGUCGCCCGGCCCUGUCCAGGUGAAGACAUCUGUGAUAUAUACCUACGACGCUUUGAUGGCGGCCGACGGGCGCACGAAGAACAGGAAGGUCAACAAACCGGUGGUGCCGGCGGCGGUGGUGGCUCCGCAAGACGGCGCUGCAGGCACCGCCCCCGCUGGAGCCGGCGGCAAGGCGGGCGGCGGCAAGUACGUUUGCAGCGAGUGCGGCAAGCAGUACGCCACGUCGUCCAACCUGUCGCGGCACAAGCAGACGCACCGCUCGCUCGACUCGCAGGCGGCGCGCAAGUGCGUGACGUGCGGCAAGGCGUACGUGAGCAUGCCGGCGCUCGCCAUGCACCUGCUCACGCACAAGCUGUCGCACGCGUGCGGCGUCUGCGGGAAGCUCUUCUCGCGGCCGUGGCUGCUGCAGGGGCACCUGCGCUCGCACACCGGGGAGAAGCCCUUCGGCUGCGCGCACUGCGGCAAGGCGUUCGCCGACCGCUCCAACCUGCGCGCCCACAUGCAGACGCACUCGCAGGACAAGAACUUCGCCUGCUCGCGCUGCCACAAGACGUUCGCGCUCAAGUCCUACCUCAACAAGCACCUCGAGUCGGCGUGCUUCAAGGACGACGAGAACCAACCGCCGCCGAUGCCGACUGCCUCGUCCAACACGACGACGGUUCUCACGUCCACUCACUUGCAGGACGGGAACGAUGUCGAGGUCGAGGUCGAGAUAGAGCUCGUCUAAUACUA